Lotus japonicus is the source of this 2603-nucleotide messenger RNA. RefSeq lists its product as uncharacterized. The coding region runs from base 663 to 1049 and encodes 128 amino acids. NCBI's taxonomy places the organism in Eukaryota, Viridiplantae, Streptophyta, Magnoliopsida, Fabales, Fabaceae. The record is from RefSeq and is a predicted model, not a curated record. The transcript is spliced from 5 exons.
AUUCCUCAUUUUACGCUGGAGUAGUACGAUCCAGCUCAAAAGUUGAAUUUUAUGUCACAUUACACUGUUCCAGAGCAAGAUAGGACUGCCAUAUCUUAGUGAAAAGAGAAGAAUAGAACGGCAGCAGAGAACAGAUCUAAGAGCAAGUCCAAAGAUGAAGAUGAACCAUAAAUCAACCGAAAUUCAUGGAAUAAAAAAAUAAUGCACGAACGAGCUUCCUUUGCGAGAUUGGAGACCGGAUCGUGGCGGGUCUUGGCCGGAGCGUGGCUUUUGAGGCGGAUCGGGUUGUUUGGUGGUGGAUCGGGGCGUUUGGCGGCAUUGGGACCGGAGAUGGGAGCGUUUGGGGCCAGAGAGGUAGUGACAGAGAAGAAGAAGAGAGGAAGAGGACGAGAGGAGGAAGAAGAAGAAGAGAUUCAGAAGAAGAACAGAGAAAAAAGACGAACUCAGAGGAGAAGAGAAGAAAGGGUGGCUGCAAGGGUUUUUGGACCCUCUCUUUUUUUGUUCUCCAGCUGUUGUUUUCGGCCCAGAUCCUCUAUUCACCCAUCAUCUAGGUGGUGGCUCUGUGGAGGAGAUGGAUCAAGGGACGACGAUGCAGCGGUGACUGAACCUCACGGUGCUCUGGUGCGAAGGCGAGAGGUGUGCUCUGUUGGGUUCUUUGUUUUAUGAAGGUGGUUUGUUGUUUUUUUCCUAGUGAGGCCGAGUCACCGAGAGGUGUAGAUGGAGGUGCUUUCAGUUUCAGGAGCUGCAAUGUGGGUGGUGAGAGUGAUAGUCACUAUGAUUCCAAUAUGGGCCUUGCUGGUGCUGUGGCUGAGGCCAAAGAAGAUGGAAAACCUUCUGAGAGAUGUCAAGGUCUUCAAAGCCAACCUUGCAAGCUUAACCUUUUCAGUAACGACUCCAAGCAAAACUACAUGCUCAAGGUGCGCCUUCCGAUCAAACUGUCCACAAAUAUGAUCAGCUUUGAAGAUAGGAGUGGUGGAGAAAAGGAGACAAAGUUAAAUAAAUGCAGAUCGGCAUUGCUCGAUUUGCCUUCAAUGUUUGGAACGAGUUGAGCUGAGGAAAGAGACUUUGGAGCAAUUAGUGAGGUUUCACAACCGAGGAGGACGCCCGGGGAACUUGCUGGGUUCGGGAGCUUUAUUUUGGAUUGGACUGGGAUGUUGAGCUUGGAUGGAGAAAUUGGCUAAGGUAAGGGUAACUCAGUUUUAGAGCGUCAUUUGAAUCGUGCAUGAUUUAUUCGCACUGCAUGCGUUUGAGAUGAAGAUGUUUAAAUUGAUUGGCAUUGGAUUAUGAUUAUUAUGCUUGCAAUGUUGUAUGCUUGCUUAUGUUGACUGUUUCUGAGGCUUGUGCCAAAUGUUUUCUGAAGGCUUCGGCCGAGUGAACUUAUUGAGACGUGUGUCUCCGUUUUCUGAGAGGCUUCGGCCAUUUACUGGUUUCUGUCAUUGAACUGAGUUGGUAUGUGAUUGAAUUGAUUUAUGUUGGUUGAUAAUAUGAAUAACAUGUGGUUAUCCUGUUUUGAUUAUUGAAUUUGAGAUUGUUGUUUGAGUGACUACUGAGUUGGAUGAGAUGUUUUGAUUUGCUUGAAGUGGCAGUGGAGUGGAUAUUUUCACAUGACUGUCCCGUCUUUCGAGGCGUUAUAAAGUGGCAAUGAGGUGGGUGUGGUCCCACGGGAUUGUCCCAUCUUUUGAGAUGUUCUAAAGUGGCGAUGAGGUGGGUGUGGUCCCACGCGAUUGUCCCGUCCAUAGUGGCGCUAAGUGGCAAUGAGGUGGGUGUGGUCCCGCGUGAUUGUUCUGUCUUGAGAGACGAUAUUGAUCGAUCUAUUUUGGUUGCAGCAUAUAGUUGCAUCAUAGGGGAAUAAUAUUUGCUUAUGAUGUUUUGGUUGAUAGUUGAUUUGAUGUUAUAUUGUUGAGGUUGUCGAUAUCUGAUUUGAUGUUAUAUUGUUGAGGAUUGUUGAUAUAUGAUUUGAUGUAUAUUGUUGAAGUUGUUGAUAUCUGAUUUGAUGUUAUAUUUUUAAGGUUGUUGAUAUCUGAUUUGAGGUUAUUGUCAUAUGAUUUGAUUUUAUAUUGUUGAGGUUGUGGAUAUCUGGUUUGAUUUUAUGUUGUUGAUUUUGCUGAUAUCUGAUUUAAAUCUAUGUUGUUGAUAUCUGAAUUAAAUUUAGGUUGUUGGAUAUAUGUCGUUAUCUAUCUUGAAUUAAGUUGCUAGCUUAUGUACCAUGUUACGCACUUAAACUUUGAUAGCAUGCUUUUCCCUUUUAUACGUGGUAAUUGCAUGGAGUUAACCCUUUCUGUUUGCUACUUGUUGUUUGGGCGCUUAACGCUAUUAAGCGAUGAAGAAUAUUCGAUGGAGCUUAACCUUUGUGCGAGUGGAGAUGAGGACUUGAAGAACUGUGGAUGACUCGAAGAAUAGAGUUGGGUGUAGGGCUAGAGCCUUGGGUUAGAGAGCUUACCGUUAUUGGUUUAAGCUCGCAUAAUGAUUUUAGAAAUUUAUAUUUGGGGUUUCGGGUACUCGCCUUGUUCAAGGUUUGAUGUAAAUCUCUUUGUAGUUGGGAGUAUGCAUGAAAUGUUUUGGAAAUACAUUUGAAAAGAAAAAAAUAUACUCGUGUUUAUACA